GGAUUGAGUGGGUGACUGGGUUACCCCGCCAUUUUUCUCACGUAUGCCGUGCUUUUAUUUAUUUAUUUUUUUUUUAAAUUUGUGUCCUUUCUCAAUUGUAAUUUGUAAAAAUCAGAUCACUGGCCAAACCACUUGAAAGAUGGGAAAUUUUGAAGAUGUUAUGACUCGUGGAGCAUCCCACAAUCUGCCUGUUGUCUUGGAAAAUGGUUUUGUUCCCCCCGUCCAAAGCACUGGAGUUGACAAAGAACGCCUGUUCAAAGCUGUUAAUCUUCGAAAAAAAGGUGCUGAAGUUGACUUUGCAUUUGGGGAAAAAUUGUUUCUUGAUAGAACUACCUUAAAUCCUCUAACAAUUGACAAACUUGGAGACAUUCCAGUACCACUAUCUGUUAAGGAUAUUCAAAAGGUUAAAGAAAUAUCUGAAUUAGGACUGUAUGGAAAAGGAUUAAAUAGGUUUUUUGACUCCUCAAAAAUAUUGGCCUUUCAAAUUGAUUCUUCAAAACUAACCUCAACUAUUAUCGAUGAUCUCAACUUGCUGUCAUUAGUCAUGCAUCAUCUAGACCUGCCUUCUGAUUUGAUGAAUGUUCAAGCAAAUCUUCACCAAUUGAUUUUAUAUGAAUCAGAUGGCCAUUACCAGUGUACCUCAGAGUCAGAGAAAGAAUAUGGUUCGUUCGGCACUACUGUUCUUCAGUUACCCGUGGAAGGUGGUCAUGAAGGUGGACGUUUCAAAGUGCAGUAUCGAGGAGAAGAACAAGUGUUUGACAAUCAUCAAGACAGCGAUCGAUGUUUUUACGCAUCGUCUUUUUAUGGAAAUUGUCAGCAUUCAAUGGAACCCAUAACAAAAGGGUCAAAAUUGACGUUAGUCUUUGAUCUUGUUUGGGCAAAUGCCGAAAAUAUAGUUCCGCAAGAUUUCCCUGUGUUUCUUACCGCCCUGAAGGAUAUUAAAGGAUCUCUUCCAACUUGGAUUCGUAAUCGAAAAGAUGAUAACCAAAACAAGAAUCCCACAAAUCACACGUUGACAAACGAGGCAGAUGCAUCAUUCGCUUUCGAAGCCCUUGCAGUCGUGUGGUCGUCCGAAAAUCAUUCAAACGAAAAACCCGAUUCAAAUUCUUCGCUGUUGGAAGCUGAAGAAAAUACUUCUGAAAUUGGAAGCACGGAAGGUGCUACCUCUAAAUUGUCCGAAGAUUUUAAUGAUAAUCAUCACGACCAAACUCAACGCCAAACACCGUUGGACGUGUCGAUUCAGGAUGGUGCAUGCACGAUGGGAGGAAAUGCUUGUAACGAGAAUCAAGACAAGGAUCAAGACGAGGAUCAAGACGAGGAUCAAGACGAGGAUCAAGACGAGGAUCAAGACGAGGAGCAAGACGAGGAGCAAGACGAGGAAGAUUCUACGGAAGAGUAUGAAGUCGGGACUUUCGAAGAAAAUGUUUUGUACUUUGUUCUUGAAGGAAAAUAUGUCGAAGAUGACUUCACGUUUCUUCGACUCAAAGGAAAAGAUCGGGAAUUGGCGCAACUUCUUCAAUGUUGUGGUUUUCUCGACACACAUUUAGCCGUGGUAACCAAAACCGUUUCAACAACUCGCGGUGAAUAUGAUCCGUAUUAUUCGCGUAAAAGGCAUAACUACUGUGAUCACGAGAAAACAAAAUCUACCACCAAAAUUUCGCGAUGGAUAGACUCGAAAAAUAUUUCCAAGAAAUUGAUUAUGGAUUUAAAUUGGAUGAAGCAGUGUGUUGGACCUCUUAGAAACUUGCCUACAUCAGACAGCAGAACAACCGGAACAACUGACUCGGAGGAUGAAUGCGAUGACUGUGAUGACUGUGGAGGGUGUGAUAGUUGGAAUACUACUGAAGAACAUUCCCACUAUUUUAUAUUGGUUAUUUGGCCUAAGCAUCAAUCGGUUCAGAUGUAUUGUCGCUAUGGUCUUCACUUACUACUAGACAACAUUGAAAUCAAAAGUUCUUCAACUAGAUGGCUUACGAAAAACAAACAGAAGGCAACUGAGAGUUUACGAACGAUCAUUUCUUUUUGCUUCGCCGAACCUUGGAAAUUGUGGACCCUAACAAUAUUAGCAAAAGGUGAAUUGACUCGAAGAUUGCUUCGUCUUUGUAUUGUUUUACGAGCGCGUGAGGAAGGUCUCAGUCUCCUGAAGAUUAUUGCUUCCGAUUUUUCCUUGCCACCAGAAAGAGUCAGCAGCAUGCAAGGAACUUUUGAAGGGAUCCAAACAGAACAAGUUGCUAAGGCGAUCGCUGAAUUUGAAUGUCUAGUCAUUGGUUGGAAAGAAUCCGCUGAUCUAAUUCAGAAAAUGAUUUCUCCUGAUCGAAUCGCCCAGCAGCUGGUACCGAUAAUCAGUUUAUCUCAGCACUUGUUGAACUUCCAUUGCUUAGAAGGAGCGGUAUUAGUUGCAGAUCGCAUUUCUUCCUCAUUGACAAACUUAAACAAGCAACAAGCCCAGAGGUUAAAACAAUCGGAAAUCCAAAGUUACGUUGAGUUCAUGAUUUCGUUGGAAGAAAAUGACAAGACUGCAAAUCCUCAGAGAGCCAAGUCGCUUACAACUCUGUUCUCAAAACUGGAAUCCUCAAUUCAGUGCAACCUGGUUCUGGAGUUAGAAGCUCAAGUUAGUUCGCGGUUCAAGAACUUGGACUCUUGCAACAACAUGUUCCAGGAAUUGUGCAAAGCCCUGCCUCUUUGUGAUCUUCGUUCCCCGUCGAUCAAGGAGAAGGUGAUAGUUGACUUGGUGUGUUUUUACUUUAGGAUUGGAAACGAAGAAUUGCUUCAAACUUUGAUAUCCAACGUUUUCCACGUUCCAUCCACCCCUGGAGGAAACAAAUUGAAUUCUUCGGAGGAAGCAUUGGAAAAGAUUAUUUCAUCCCCACUAAUAUUGGAAUUGGCUUUAUCUUCUGAAAUGGGCGUGUCUGCUGUGCUAACGCUAGUUGAUAAACAGCUAAUUUCCUUAACGAACCAGCUUUCGAAGAUUCUUCAAGACGAGGCUCAGCCAUCUUCGUACCUGAAUAGAUACCAGCCGUCAUAUUUCAAUCUUAUGUACCAGCGGAACGAAACUCAACUGCUGCUUAGUUUAUCGUCCUGUCUUCGAAUUGUAAUUCGCGUAGAAAAAAAUUCCAGCAACUACACUGCGCAACGAUCGUCGUCAAUUUCAUCACUUCUGUCGAAGCUGAGCGUCCAGCAGCUAACCACCGUCUUGAAUGACAUUUUAAAAUCAAGUUCCAGGCAUUUGAAAAAACAUUCGUCAGCCGCAACAAUUAUUCACCAAAUUAGCGUUUUCCUGAUUUCGCGAUUGAAUGAAACCAACACUGCUGUGCUUAGCAGAAGCACUAUUCUACAGUCGAUAAAGGCUGUAAUUGAGCUUGAUGAUGAAUCACUUACACGAACUUUGUUCCAGCAAUUUUGCGAAAAGGAAGGAAGUGGAUCACGGAGCAAACAAAACAAAUCCGGUUUACUCCGCGAUAUUCUUUCUUCUCCUGACAUGUGGGGAAAAUUGGAUUCUUCAUCAAGGCAGAUAAUCAUGGAUGCUUGUGCUUCGCUCGUUAAUUCGUGGAUCGCGGAAAUAUCCCAAUCUCUGAAUUCCCUCAUUGAAUCGACUACCACCCUUAUCAAUGCUCCACCGAAACUACUGACCGAAAGCAUAGUCGAAUGUGUGCAACUGUUCUUUCUGGGAGAGAAGAACAGAUUUGAUUUAGAACACAAGAUCACCGCCGAAGCCUUUCAACCACUCAUCUUCAAACUAAAUGCUUCUCAACUCUUGGAUCUUGUAUUGCAGCUCUACAAAUCGGAGUUCGAUGCCCGUCCCAACAUCAAGAAAUUUCCCAUCUGCAUGGAUUGGUAUCGCACCAUAUGCAGAAUCUUGUUUACUAUGGAGUUUGUGUCGCUUGUCAACUUGGACGUAGCAACCAACAUUGUUAAUUGCCUCUUGUGGCUUGAAGAUGAAGAGUCUUGGAAAUAUUUCACACAGAGUGUUUGCAGACAUUUUCAAUCGUCUCGAGGCAAUCUUUUUUUGCAAAUCUUCUUAAAGGAUAUUCCUAUCCAGGGAGCUCUUAAAGCUUUUGCUCCCGCUUUUGCUGCUUUCGUGCACAUCGUGGACCACUGGGCUCAGCAUUCCGUGAAUCUGAAGGAACCGACAUUCAGCUGGCAGCAGUCCAAAGCCGUUGUACCGAAUUAUCCUGAAGUCCAAGUCUUUCUUCGUUCACCUAAAGAGUCUAUGACCUUCAUGAAAUUUAAUGGAAUUGCCGAGGCUCGUCGUUUGGCCGACAGUCUUCAUGCCAUGGGGCAGUCUAACAAUUUCAGUGUUUCAGUUACUACGUCUGGAAGUGGAAAAAAUUCUCGGUGUUACAUUAAGAAAAAUCGAAAUUACUGUGAACGCUCAAGACUAAAUUUUUUUAAGAUGAAAACUGAAUUGAUUGAAUUGAUAAAGCUUCGUAACCGCCUCGGCCAAGAAAUUGCUCAAGCGGAACAAUUGGCUGCUGCGAUUUCUUCAACACCAGUUGCGACUGACGAGGUCUGCGUCGUCCCUCCACCUAAGCGUCCCAAGCUCGACAUACCUGUAAUUGAACUGGAAUGAAGACAUGUUAUGUGUUGUUUAAUUUGUUUCUAAUUAAGAACUCUUGCUUGAUUUCAUCAGCCAUUCAGUUUUAACUCAGAAUGUAUUUUUGUUUGAAUAAAAACAUCACCCGUUGUCUUUU
This is a messenger RNA of Daphnia pulex (common water flea), 4691 nucleotides long. RefSeq lists its product as uncharacterized. The record is from RefSeq and is a predicted model, not a curated record. Lineage: Eukaryota; Metazoa; Arthropoda; Branchiopoda; Diplostraca; Daphniidae. The transcript has 5 exons. The coding region runs from base 140 to 4570 and encodes 1476 amino acids.